Thlaspi arvense is the source of this 810-nucleotide messenger RNA. The record is from the annotation of a GenBank genome assembly. Lineage: Eukaryota; Viridiplantae; Streptophyta; Magnoliopsida; Brassicales; Brassicaceae.
AUGACCGAAGGUAGUAGUAGUUCGUCGGAGUCCACAGUCGCGUGCGGCGGUAUAAGAAGAGAGAUUAUGCUGUUCGGCGUCAGGGUUGUGCUUGAUCCGAUGAGGAAGAGCGUGAGUUUGAACAACUUGUCCGAGUAUGAGCAGACGGAUGAGACCCCGAAGAUCGUCGGCGAGGAUGGAGAUGGACAUGAUAAGAUCAAAACCUCCUCCGGUUACGCCUCGGCUGAUGACGCUGUUCCGAUUUCUUCUUCCGGCGGAAAUCGCGAGAGGAAACGAGGAGUUCCAUGGACUGAGGAAGAGCACAAACUGUUCUUGCUUGGGCUGCAGAAAGUAGGGAAAGGAGAUUGGAAAGGAAUUUCCAAAAACUUUGUCAAAAGCAGAACGUCUACGCAAGUAGCUAGCCACGCUCAGAAAUACUUCCUCCGGCGAAGCAAUCUCAACCGUCGCCGACGAAGAUCUAGCCUUUUUGACAUGACCACUGAUACGGUCAUGCCCAUGGAAGAAGAUCAGGUGCUUAUGCAGGAGAACACAUCAUCACAAUCACCUUGUCUUGUACCGGAAGCCAACAGCUUCUCUAUGUAUCCGGUUAUGCAAGUCAUUCCUGAGUUCUCUGUACCAACAUCUGGUGACAUUGCGUCAGUGAAUCAAUCAUAUGGACACUUUUCUUCCUCUAAUCUCAUCAACCUUGUUCCAUUAACCUUUCAAGCAACUCCUGCACCGCUCUCUCUCAACCUCUCUCUAGCCUCAUCUAAUCUUUACGAGCCUUCUUCCUCAAGGCAUUUUGCAUUCAACACGAUUGGAGUCGCUUAG